AUGCCUGCUUUCCAGAGCCCUAUCCAGAAAUCGAUGACUGAAGACGACUUCAAAACUGCCAUCGCGGCCGUGCGGGCUCUCAGUUCAAAGCUACCGCCAAAAGUAGUCAGGAAACCGUUAAAGAAAGGUCAAACCACUGACAAGACCCAGAAACAACGCGGAUCAAAGCCAACCUCACACCAGACGGCAGUGGCUAGUCAGAGUGCCAGCCCCACCAGAGCCAUCAAAGCAAAGUCUUACUGGAACAACCUGUUGACAUACGCCACCUUGUUCGAGAAUUCGUCCAAGGCUCAUGGGAUGGUCGUAGCCCACAUCAGACGGUCCAUGGAGAUGGCACUGGAGAUGGCGGAUGCGCCAGACACACCAAUUGUAGUGACAGAAGGUACAAUGGUUGUACUUACGUUAACCAGAAUCGGGAGAGACGUGCAGGUUCUUAUGUUAUAG
Molecule: messenger RNA, 444 nt
Organism: Sphaeroforma arctica JP610
Lineage: Eukaryota; Ichthyosporea; Ichthyophonida
Exons: 4
Coding region: 1-444 (147 amino acids)
Source: RefSeq, a predicted model, not a curated record